AUGGGUCUGCUCCUACCCCUGGUGCUCUGCACACUGGCUGCAUGCUGCAGGGCUAGAUCUCCACCUAUGCCACCCCCCCCCUUACUUGUCCUCCCCCGUGGCUGCAAUGACUCAGAUGUUCUGACAUUCGCAGGCUUUGCCCUUCAGGACAUCAACAGGGACCGAAAGGAUGGCUACAUUCUGGGACUCAACCGAGUGAGCGAUGUCCACGAACACAGACAGGUUGAUCUGGGAUCUCUGUUCUAUCUCACACUGGACGUGUUGGAGACUGACUGCCAUGUACUCACCAGGAAGGCAUGGAAAGACUGUGAGAUGAGGCACCUUCAUAGAUCGGUUUAUGGUCAAUGCAAAGCAAUAUUUUAUGUAAACAUGCCAGCAAGGAUUCUCUACUUACUUGCUUAUAACUGUACUCUUCGCCCAGUUUCUCAAAGAAAGAUUUACAGAAUCUGCCCUGACUGCCCCAGAGCCAUUGACCUGUCAGAUCCCAAGGUUCUGGAAGUUGCCCUUGAAUCUCUUGCAAAAUACAACAGUGAGAGCACCUCAAAGCAGUAUUCUCUCGUCCAAGUCACCCAGGCUUCUAGCCAGUGGAUGGCUGGCUUUUCCUACUUUGUGGAAUACUUAAUCAGAGAGUCACCAUGUACCAAAUCCCAAGCCAGCAGCUGUGCCCUUCAGCUCCAUGACUCCGAGCCUGUUGGUCUUUGCAAAGGUUCUGUGACUUCUGGAGUAAUGGAAAAGUUUGUCUCCGUGACUUGUGACUUCUUUGAACAACAGGUUCCUGCCCCUGGAGGGGAAGACCCUGCUGUUAACCAGGGACCUGCGCACCUCCCCGGGCUGGAAGAGUCCCAGCAGAAAAUCGUAUCCCCUACUCCCAACUUGCCCCCCAAGGCUGUGCCUAAAGGAUCUGUCCAAUACCUACCCGACUUGGAUGAUGAGAAGCCCGAGGAUGCUGAGGAAAACAGCCCUGUUGAGGCCUUUCCUGUGAAGCUGGAUCUCACCACAAAUCCUUGGGGAGAAAGCCUGGAUGUGUCCUUCCUUUUCCUGGGGCCUGUGGAGGAGAAGCUGGUUGUCCUGCCUUUUCCCAAGAAAGCACAACACUCUGCUGAGUGCCCAGGACCAGCCCAGCAGGACAACACUCUUAUUCUCCCACCAUGAGAACCACAUAGAGGAUUCCAUGGGGGUGUAGUGCUCUGCAGAAGAAGAGAGGUACUGGGGAAGGGGGGCAGAGAGACAGCUCAAAUGUAGAAGAAUGACAAAUAAAGUAUAUCUUUUGACUCUU
Molecule: messenger RNA, 1276 nt
Organism: Neomonachus schauinslandi (Hawaiian monk seal)
Lineage: Eukaryota; Metazoa; Chordata; Mammalia; Carnivora; Phocidae
Gene: FETUB
Product: fetuin B
Exons: 7
Coding region: 1-1152 (383 amino acids)
Biological process (GO): negative regulation of endopeptidase activity; binding of sperm to zona pellucida
Cellular component (GO): extracellular region
Molecular function (GO): cysteine-type endopeptidase inhibitor activity; metalloendopeptidase inhibitor activity
Source: RefSeq, a predicted model, not a curated record